UGAGUUUGGCGUAACGUUAUCAGCAGCUAACAAAGAAACCUACCGUGAUUCAUGUUGACUAUAUGGUUGAGCAACAAGUGUAAACUUUGUGGUAACGUUAUAGUAAUAGGCGGAUCAUUAUUCGAAGGACAACAGACUUGAAGACAACCGGCAGGGGCAGUGUUUUCUGAAAGACUUUUUUUCUUUUGCUCAAACCACAUCCAGAGUCGACGAUACAGGCGGAAGUCAACACAAACCACGGUUGUGACCCCGCGCUCAGCUACAAGCAGAAUGGCGGAUGAGGAGGACGAGACUGGCUUCGACGAGGAGGUGGAGGACGGAUCCGGCGGAGUAGAUGUCGGCCACGGUGGGAAGAGAAAGAGGCUCUUUUCCAAGGAGCUCCGGUGUAUGAUGUACGGAUUUGGUGACGACCAGAACCCGUAUACGGAGUCUGUGGAUAUUCUGGAGGACCUGGUGAUCGAGUUUAUCACGGAAAUGACCCACAAAGCCAUGUCUAUCGGACGCCAGGGCCGCGUCCAGGUGGAGGACAUCGUUUUCCUAAUUCGCAAGGACCCCAGGAAGUUCGCCAGAGUCAAAGACCUGCUGACCAUGAACGAAGAGCUGAAGAGAGCCCGGAAGGCUUUUGACGAAGCUAAUUAUGGCUCAUAACCUUGCAAUGGGACACUCAUCUAAUUUGGCGGCUCAUUCCUUUUUAAAUGCUUUGAAUUGUUCAUUCUGUCUGUUCGUUGACUUGCUGUCCGAAGUAGGUGUUGUUUUUGACAUGUGAUGUACAUUAUUUUAUAUGGUGGUAUGACAGUGAUGAGCUAAGUGUUCACAUGAUUCUGUCUGGGACUGUUUAAAUAAAGUGACUUAAACAAA
Molecule: messenger RNA, 858 nt
Organism: Micropterus dolomieu (smallmouth bass)
Lineage: Eukaryota; Metazoa; Chordata; Actinopteri; Centrarchiformes; Centrarchidae
Gene: taf13
Product: TATA-box binding protein associated factor 13
Exons: 2
Coding region: 271-648 (125 amino acids)
Biological process (GO): transcription by RNA polymerase II
Cellular component (GO): transcription factor TFIID complex
Molecular function (GO): protein heterodimerization activity
Source: RefSeq, a predicted model, not a curated record